AUGACUGUUAAUAUCCCGUUGGUAAAUGGUACAUCGUAUUGUACUCUAACCGCUCAUUCGAAGGAAACGUUUGACAAGACAGUUGAUUUUUAUUGCACGUUCUUACAGUUGGAGAGACAAUCGUAUUCUUCUAACUCGACGUUUCUAUACAACAGUAGCAUAUCUGUCAAAUUAGAUUUGGAAGUUGACGAGAUCAAACAAAGAAAGGCUGAAGCACGUUAUGAAGAGCUGAAAAGUAAAAGUGGAAACAAGGACUGGAGAGUUCUAGUGAGUGAAUCGUUAGUGUUCAACACUGCGGACAUUCAGUUCAACAAACAAACUCUGGAUCAUAUCGAUGCACCACGCCAGGCUUACCCAAGUUAUCUCUUCCCAAUGCAACUGUACACAUUAGAUCCUUUGGGCAAUGUUGUUGGUGUCACUUCUACCAAGAAUGCAGUUAGCACUAUGCCAACUCACCCACCAGUAUUGGAAGAGAAAAUGCCAUCAGCUAUUGCCUCGAAGGCGCAAUCAUAUACAGACCUCAGUUCGUGUGUCAAGACCAGUAACAAUUAUCCAUCGUUACCAAAACAGUCAAAACAUGGCAGGAAAGCUAUUGCUGUGAUGACUUCUGGUGGUGAUGCACCCGGUAUGAAUUCAAAUGUCAGAGCCAUUGUUCGUUCUGCAAUUUUCAAAGGCUGUCGUGCCUUUGUUGUUAUGGAAGGUUAUUCCGGUCUAGUCCAUGGUGGUCCAGAAUAUAUCAAAGAAUACAGUUGGGAAGACGUUCGUGGAUGGUCUAGCGAAGGUGGUACCAAUAUUGGUACUGCGCGCUGUAUGGAGUUCAAAGAACGUGACGGUAGAUUGUUGGGUGCCCAGCAUUUGAUCGAAGCUGGUGUUGAUGCUUUAAUCGUUUGUGGUGGUGAUGGUUCUUUGACUGGUGCAGAUUUAUUCAGAGCCGAGUGGCCAUCAUUGAUUGCGGAGUUAUUGAAAAACAAUAGAAUCACUAAAGAGCAACACACAAGAUAUCAACAUUUGAAUAUUUGUGGUACUGUUGGUUCUAUCGAUAAUGAUAUGUCGACAACAGAUGCUACUAUUGGUGCCUACUCAGCCUUGGAUAGAAUCUGUAAGGCUAUCGAUUACGUUGAAGCAACUGCAAAUUCUCAUUCAAGAGCUUUCGUUGUUGAAGUUAUGGGUAGAAAUUGUGGUUGGUUAGCACUAUUAGCAGGUAUUGCAACAUCUGCUGACUAUAUCUUAAUUCCCGAGAAGCCAUCUUCUUCCCGUGAAUGGCAAGAACAAAUGUGUGACAUUGUUUCAAAACAUAGAAAGAGAGGUAAGAGAACAACAAUUGUUAUUGUUGCUGAGGGUGCCAUUUCUAAUGAUUUAACUCCAAUUUCACCCGCUGAUGUUCACAAAGUCUUAGUUGAAAAGUUAGGUUUGGACACCAGAAUUACUACGUUAGGACAUGUUCAAAGAGGUGGUACAGCUGUUGCCUAUGAUCGUAUCUUAGCUUCAUUACAAGGUGUUGAAGCUGUUAAUGCAGUUUUGGAUACCACACCAGACACUCCAUCACCAUUAAUUGCCAUUAACGAAAAUAAAAUUACUCGUAAAUCUUUAGUUGACUCUGUUAGAUUAACCAAAUCUGUUGCAGAAGCCAUUCACUCCAAAGAUUUCAAGAAGGCGAUGUCGUUGAGAGAUACGGAAUUUAUCGAACAUUUGAAUAACUUCAUGGCAAUUAACUCAGCUGAUCAUAAUGAACCAAAAUUACCAUCGGACAAAAGAUUAAAAAUUGCUAUUGUAAAUGUCGGUGCACCAGCAGGUGGUAUCAACUCAGCUGUUUACUCUAUGGCCACCUAUUGUAUGUCUCAGGGUCACAAACCUUAUGCUAUUUAUAACGGUUGGACCGGUUUAGCUAGACAUGAAAGUGUUCGUUCAUUGGACUGGAAAAGUAUGCUUGGGUGGCAAAGUCUUGGUGGUUCUGAAAUCGGUACCAACAGAGCAACUCCUGAAGAAGCUGAUCUUGGUAUGAUCGCAUACUACUUCCAAAAGUAUCAAUUUGAUGGUCUAAUCAUUGUUGGUGGUUUUGAGGCUUUCGUUUCCUUACAUCAAUUGGAAAAGGCUAGAGAUAGUUAUGCUGCAUUCAGAAUUCCUAUGGUUUUGAUUCCUGCAACUUUAUCCAACAACGUUCCCGGUAGUGAGUAUUCCCUAGGUUCUGACACAGCUCUUAACGCCUUGAUGGAAUACUGUGAUGUCAUCAAGCAGUCCGCUUCGUCUACUAGAGGGAGAGCUUUUGUCGUCGAUGUCCAAGGUGGUAACUCCGGUUUCUUAGCUACUUGUACAUCACUAGCUGUUGGUGCCCAAGCUUCUUACGUUCCAGAAGAAGGUAUUUCAUUGGAUCAAUUAUCUCAAGAUAUUGAAACACUUGCAGAAGCAUUUGAGAGAUCUGAAGGUAGGGGAAGAUUCGGUAAAUUGAUUCUAAAGAGUACAAAUGCUUCGAAGGCUUUAAGUGCUGAGAACUUGGCAAAAGUAAUGACUGCAGAAGCUGAGGGUAGAUUUGAUGCCAAAUCUGCUAUUCCAGGUCAUGUCCAACAAGGUGGUUUGCCAUCCCCAAUUGACAGGACUAGAGCAACAAGAUUAGCAAUCAAGGCUGUAGGUUUCAUCGAAACCAAACAGGAAAUAAUUCGUGAAGCUCGUGCAGACGAUGAAGAGUUCAACCCAGAGGAUAAAGAAAUUGAAUCAACAGCGGCUGUUUUAGGUGUCAAAGGUUCUCAUAUCGUUUUCACAUCUAUUAGACAGCUAUACGAUUUUGAAGCAGAUGUAGCAAAAAGAAUGCCAAAGAUAAUUCAUUGGGAAGGUACAAGAGCUAUUGCUGAUCAUUUGGUUGGCAGAAAGAUUGUCCAAUGA
Molecule: messenger RNA, 2877 nt
Organism: Zygotorulaspora mrakii
Lineage: Eukaryota; Fungi; Ascomycota; Saccharomycetes; Saccharomycetales; Saccharomycetaceae
Gene: PFK2
Product: 6-phosphofructokinase subunit beta
Exons: 1
Coding region: 1-2877 (958 amino acids)
Biological process (GO): canonical glycolysis; fructose 1,6-bisphosphate metabolic process; fructose 6-phosphate metabolic process
Cellular component (GO): cytoplasm; mitochondrion; 6-phosphofructokinase complex
Molecular function (GO): 6-phosphofructokinase activity; monosaccharide binding; fructose-6-phosphate binding
Source: RefSeq, a predicted model, not a curated record